UAUUGAUUAACAUUCGAAAAUUCUAAAAUUCGAAUAUUUACAACAAAAUAAAAAGUAACGGAAUAUAAAGUUUAUUGAUCAAGUGAUUUCGCAUCUUUAAUCAUCUCAGAUUUGUUUUUCGUCUUCCCUUUCACUCUUUUAUUCUUGUUUGGAUUCGAUUUAUAUCGAUUUUUUGUUUCAAAAAUUGACUCAUCACCACCAAGAAAUACAAACAAAAAAAUAAAGAUGGCCGAAUAUGAAAUGGCAGUGGAUGAUGUUGAUAUGGAGGCUAAUAAUGAAAAUAUGAAUGUACCAGAAUUGCCAUCAUCAUCAACAUCAUCCAUACAUGGUCGUAAACGUUUUGAAGUAAAAAAAUGGUGUGCUGUUGCACUUUGGGCAUGGGAUAUUGUUGUCGAUAAUUGUGCCAUUUGUCGUAAUCAUAUAAUGGAUCUUUGUAUUGAAUGUCAAGCAAAUCAAGCAUCGGCAGCAAGUGAAGAAUGUACCGUAGCAUGGGGUGUAUGUAAUCAUGCAUUUCAUUUUCAUUGUAUUUCACGAUGGCUUAAAACACGACAAGUUUGUCCAUUAGAUAAUCGUGAAUGGGAAUUUCAAAAAUAUGGUCAUUAAAAACAAAUUGAAUAACAAAAAAAAAA
This is a messenger RNA of Dermatophagoides pteronyssinus (European house dust mite), 629 nucleotides long. Its product is annotated as E3 ubiquitin-protein ligase RBX1-like. The record is from RefSeq and is a predicted model, not a curated record. Gene Ontology annotation, molecular function: zinc ion binding. Lineage: Eukaryota; Metazoa; Arthropoda; Arachnida; Sarcoptiformes; Pyroglyphidae.